Plasmodium cynomolgi strain B is the source of this 1038-nucleotide messenger RNA. RefSeq names its product bifunctional polynucleotide phosphatase/kinase. Gene Ontology annotation, biological process: DNA repair. Gene Ontology annotation, molecular function: polynucleotide 3'-phosphatase activity; ATP-dependent polydeoxyribonucleotide 5'-hydroxyl-kinase activity; double-stranded DNA binding. The transcript is spliced from 4 exons. The record is from RefSeq and is a predicted model, not a curated record. NCBI's taxonomy places the organism in Eukaryota, Apicomplexa, Aconoidasida, Haemosporida, Plasmodiidae. The coding region runs from base 280 to 1038 and encodes 252 amino acids.
AUGAGAAAGAGGCCCCUCUCCCAUUUUGAGCUGCCCAACGACAAAUGGAACUUAGUAGACGACAGCCUGCUGUACCGAAUCGUCAAAGACGCGGAAGACAAAAUUUACAAGAAGAUUUUCUCGUUCGACCUGGACAACACCCUAAUCCUGUCCCGCUCCUUCUUCAAGCCAGCGCAAAACGAGCACGACUACAUUUUUUACGCUGACGUAAUCGAUUUUCUAAAAAAAAAAAAACAGAAAAUUACAAAAUCAUUAUUUUCUCCAACCAAAAAGGAGUAAAUGCAAAAUAAUAAAGCCCAAAUUGAUGAAAUCAUUUAUGUAGGGGAUAAUGCCAACCGAAUUUAUGAUGACCAUUUCAAGACAAAAUUUAUUAAUCACCUCAAGUGUGUGUAUUCUCAAAAUAAGGUGAAUAUCAAUAUAGGCGAAAUUGCAAAGAGGUUGAAAAAGGACUACACAGACACAGAUUUGAAGUUUGCCCUGAAUAUAAAUGCCACAUUUUACACCCCCGAGGAGCUGUUCCUGAACAUAAAAAAUAAUUUAUCAGCCGAGUUUCCCUUCAACCCGUGUAGCUUGCUCAAAAAUGUAGAUAACAAACCAAAUGAGCAGGACGCUCAAAAUUUUGUUAACAUAAAUUUAGAGGAACUGAAAACAAAAAAUAAACAUAUAGAUAUGAUCAGACAAACUAUUACAAGCGGGAAAAAUGUCAUAAUGGACAACGCAAAUAUGUACGUAAAAAACAGGCUAAUUUAUAUCACGGAGGCCAAAAAAAUAAAUCCCAACUUAAGGGUUAGCGCCAUUUUCUUUCAAUACUCCAAAGAGUUGGUUUUUCACUUGAACAACUUCAAAAUGAUUACUGAUGAGGAAAAUAUAAUGCACGAAGUUCCGACCAUUGCCAUUCACUCCUUUUAUAAAUAUGUGCAAGUUCCCUCCGAAAGUGAAAACUUCGACCGAGUCGUAACUCUGCAUGAUGAGCACUUUGUGCCAUCCGAUUUGCAGAACGAGGAGCGCCGAAAGUUAUUUUUUUCGUACUUGUACUAA